AUGGCUGAUAAGUGUCACUUGUGUCUGCUGGGACUGAUCUUUCUCUCUUCACUUCUCACAGGUGUCAGUGGAGUGGAUGAUGCUCAUGUGUUCAUCAGUUCUGGUGAAAAUGUCCGUCUGUCCUGUAAUAUUGCUCUUCAUGACUGUAAAUAUACUACAUGGAACUAUAACAGAUUCAGUUAUUCAACAACAGUUGAACUGAUUAAUUCAGGGAUAAAGAAGAAACACACAGAGAGACAUGAGAGACUGAGUCUGGGGUCUGACUGCUCUCUGAACAUCAAGAGAGUCACAAAAGAAGAUUAUGGACUUUACACCUGCAGACAAUAUGUGAAUGAUCAACAACAAGGUCCCGAUGCUCGUGUUUUUGUGCAUAUUCUUCAUGUCUCUUCUUUAUCCUCACAUACUGAGAUCAGUGCAGGUCUCUCUCUGACUCUCUUCUGUCAGUUGUAUUCAUAUUCAUCAUAUCCUCAAGUCUCUUGUGGUGAUUGGAUCCGUUCUGAGCGAAUUGAUCUUUUCUGGGUGAAUCAGGCUGGUGUUAAACAGAUGAGAUCAGACUCCAGAUAUCAGAUAUCAUUCUCAUCAGAUUACUGUAUCAGUUAUCUGUCUACAACAAUCCUGAAUGAAGAUCACAACAGAGAGUGGAGAUGUGCAGUUACUCAGAGAGAUCAACUCAAGACCUCAGUCACAUACACUGUCAAGAUCUCAGAUCAUCUGUGCAAGAAGAGCUGGUGA
This is a messenger RNA of Carassius carassius (crucian carp), 732 nucleotides long. RefSeq lists its product as uncharacterized. Gene Ontology annotation, cellular component: external side of plasma membrane; membrane raft. The coding region runs from base 1 to 732 and encodes 243 amino acids. The record is from RefSeq and is a predicted model, not a curated record. Gene Ontology annotation, molecular function: protein tyrosine kinase binding; MHC class II protein binding. Lineage: Eukaryota; Metazoa; Chordata; Actinopteri; Cypriniformes; Cyprinidae. The transcript has 4 exons. Gene Ontology annotation, biological process: positive regulation of ERK1 and ERK2 cascade; T cell activation; interleukin-15-mediated signaling pathway.